Messenger RNA from Heterobasidion irregulare TC 32-1, 1449 nucleotides. RefSeq lists its product as uncharacterized. Gene Ontology annotation, molecular function: 2-methylcitrate dehydratase activity; 2 iron, 2 sulfur cluster binding. The coding region runs from base 1 to 1449 and encodes 482 amino acids. The transcript has 8 exons. NCBI's taxonomy places the organism in Eukaryota, Fungi, Basidiomycota, Agaricomycetes, Russulales, Bondarzewiaceae. The record is from RefSeq and is a predicted model, not a curated record. Gene Ontology annotation, cellular component: mitochondrion.
AUGUCCACGUCCUUUGGCGAGUCGACUGUUCGCCCGGAGCCGGAUCAGGUGGUGCAAGACAUUGCGGACUAUGUCCACAGCUAUAAGAUUGACUCUGAACUCGCAUUUGAGACCGCGAGACUUUGCUUGAUCGACACUAUUGGGUGUGGUUUGGAGGGUCUGAGGUUCCCUGAGUGCAGUCGCUUGCUUGGCCCAGUGGUGGAAGGCACUGUUGUUCCGAAUGGUACAAGGGUGCCUGGCACCAACUAUCAGCUCGAUCCUAUCCGUGGAGCAUUCAAUAUUGGAACGAUCAUCCGCUGGCUCGAUUUCAACGACUGUUUCCUCGCGGCAGAAUGGGGUCACCCGUCAGACAAUCUUGGUGCUAUCCUGGCCGUGGCCGAUCAUUUGGCCCGAACGGGUCAAAAAGUAACAGUCAGAGAUGUGUUGGAGGGCAUGAUCAAGGCCCACGAAAUCCAGGGCGGUCUCGCCCUCCUCAACUCCUUCAACCGUGUCGGUCUCGACCAUGUUGUCCUGGUCAAGGUCGCUAGCACAGCCGUCGUAUCCAAACUUCUUGGUCUGUCACGCGAACAGACCAUUGACGCUAUCUCCCAAGCAUGGGCUGACGGCCAGUCGCUUCGCACCUACCGUCACGCACCUAACACUGGGUCACGCAAAUCCUGGGCUGCAGGAGAUGCCUGCUCUCGUGCUGUCAACCUCGCCUACCUUGUUAAGAAAGGUGAAAUUGGCAUGCCAUCCGUUCUCACCGCCAAGACCUGGGGCUUCUAUGAUGUCCUGUUCAAGGGCAAACCGUUCGAGUUCCAGCGACCAUACGGCUCGUACGUGAUGGAAAAUGUUCUGUUCAAGAUUUCGUACCCUGCCGAAUUCCAUGCCCAGACGGCGGUUGAGGCUGCAUACAUCGUGCACGACAAACUGAAAGCGCUUGGCAAGACCGCUGAAGAUAUCAAGUCCGUCCGUAUCCGCACCCAGGAAGCCGCCAUCCGCAUCAUCGACAAGCAAGGCCCCCUCGACAACUUCGCUGACCGCGACCACGCGAUCAGCUACAUGGUCGCGUACCCGCUCAUCCACGGCGAACUUACUUCUCAAAGCUACACCGACGCCUCUGCAUCCGACCCCCGCAUCGAUGUUCUCCGCGCCAAGACCUUCUGCGUCGAAGACAAGCGUUUCAGCGUUGAUUAUCACGACCCCGAAAAGCGUUCCAUCGGCAAUGCGCUCCUCGUCGAACUCAACGACGGUACCGUUCUUGACGAAGUUGAGGUGGAAUACCCUGUCGGCCACAAGCGUCGUCGUGAAGAGGGCACCCCUCUCCUGCUCGCGAAGUUCCGUCGUCAUAUCGGCUACCACUUCGACGAGACCCACCAGAAGAAGAUCAUCGAUACCAUGUCCGACGCAAAGGCCUUGGGAGAGCUUUCGGCGGACAAAUUUACUGACCUAUUCGUCAAAGCGACUUGA